Messenger RNA from Marmota flaviventris (yellow-bellied marmot), 947 nucleotides. NCBI's taxonomy places the organism in Eukaryota, Metazoa, Chordata, Mammalia, Rodentia, Sciuridae. The record is from RefSeq and is a predicted model, not a curated record.
UCCUGGUUAUGAAAUCCAAAGGGAGGGACCGAGACUGAUUGUCCCCAAACACGAAGGAUCAGAGCCAUGGAGCCCCGAGCCCUUCUCCCACUGCUGUUGGGAGCCCUGGCGCUGACCGAGACCUGGGCUGGUGAGUGCGAGAACCGGAAAAAAAAAAAAAGACCUCUGCGCAGGAGAGGCUCCCACUCUCUAAAGUUUCUCAUCACUGCCAUGUCGCGACCCCUCCGCGGGGAGCCUCACAUCAUCGAAAUGGGCUACGUAGACGACACGCCAUUCUUGCAAUUUGAGUUUGACGCUGGAAUUCGGAAGAUGGAGCCACAGACGCCUUGGAUGGAGCUGGAGGGGCGGGAGUAUUGGCACCGGGAAACACAGUAUGCCAGAGGGCUACAGCAGAUUUACCGAGACGGCCUGAAGAUUCUGCUCAGCUACUACAACCAGAGCGACAACUUGUCUCACACCUUCCAGAGGGUGUACGGGUGCGACGUGGGACCAGACUGGCGCCUCCUCCGUAGGUUCUGGCAGUACGCCUAUGACGGCACCGAUUACAUUGCUCUGAAUGAGGACCUACGCUCCUGGACCGUGGUGGACAUGGCAGCUCAGAUCACCCAACGCAAGUGGGAGGCCCAGGGAGUGACGGAGACAAACAGGGCCUUCCUGGAAGGGAGGUGCGUGGAGAUACUCCGCAAGCACCUGGAGAACGGGAAGGAGAUACUUCAGCGCGCAGGUAUCAGCAGCGGCGGGGCAACUUGAAGAUCUCCUGUACAUUCCCCCAUGCGCCUCUUGCAAAAAAAGGAGAAUAGUGUCCUCCCUCUGAUCCAAAAGGGUAUGAGUUCAACUUGGUUUCCAAAAGCUGUACCAGAGAGUGACUCUAAGAACCACUUGUCUCUUAAUUACACCAAGGGGUCGUAGGGCUGGAGGGAAGACAAUCCUUAAAAUAAGUGAUCAGU